CGUACACAAACAGAGGUCACUCACGUUCCCCAACACACAGCCACAGCUCGAGAUCAGACCAGCUCAACCAUACAGAGAUGCUGAAAUCUUUCUGCUCGCAAUCCCUGGUCAACCUCUUCCGAGAGGUGAAGGCCCCGUCCUACAGGUUGGUCCGCGGGGACGACGAUGACGACGACGAUGACGACGAGGAGGACUUCCACAUCCUGGAGCUGGAUGACAUGGAGAGGCUGCAGGGCUCCCUAGAGAGCGCCAGCUCCCCCUGGGACGCUGCCCCCCAGCCACCACGCCGGAACAGGGCCACCUCCUUUGAGAUCACGGUGGCCGACCAGAGCCAGCUGUUCCGCAUCGAUCACGUCCAGCAGAUCUCUAGACACCUUCCUGUGGCUCUGACGGUGUGCAAGUGGUCACUGGUCUACAGCACUUACAGACACGGUCGAAGUCUUGGCACGCUGUACAGGAACAUGGCGAAGUGGGACUGCUGCAUGCUGAUCUUCAUCAGGGACAACCGUGGACAGGUGUUUGGUGCUUUCUGCACGUCUCCUCUCAAAGUCAGCUCCUCCUUCUAUGGCACAGGCCAAGGUUUCCUGUUCUCCUUUGGUCCACGCCUGCAGGUUUACAGAUGGACCUAUGCCAACUCCUACUUUAUAAACGGCGGCAAGGAAUUCCUAGCAUUUGGUGGAGGAGGGGGUCGCUUCGGUCUCUGGCUUUGCGGGGACUUGAUCCGCGGACGGAGCCAGAGGUGCGAAACGUUCGAUAAUGAUCUCCUGUCGUCCGCCGAAGACUUCUUUAUUGAUGAGCUCGAAGUCUGGGCCCUUGUCUGACCCCGACGGAUGAUGAAAUGGCACAACAACGCGCCCGCCAUGAGACGCUGGCGACGACGACGGGAGUCGGGAAGCAAAGCAGGCAGCAUCAAGGCCUGCCGCUUUCAGACGGUGAUUAUGAGAUUCGCCGCUUCCACUGAUAAAUGGAACGGCGCUCGCUGAUAGAUGGCUUUCUGCUGAAUCCUCAGACAUGUUAAAUUUGCUGGGAAAGUAGUUUCACCUAAGCAAGCAAGCCAGUCUUGGCGAGACUAGUGAGGAUGGAGAGCUUUGUGUGUGGGACAAUACUGCCUCCUUCUGGUUUAAACUGAAAAUGAUCCAUCAGCAGAGUAGGAGGCACUGGGAGAGUGAAUCACCACUAGAGAGAGCCCUUAUCUCAUGCUAGGCAUGAGGUGCGUGUGUGUGUGUGUGUGUGUGUGUGUGUGUGUGUGUGUGUGUGUGCGCGCAUCUGGCUACUCUUGUGGCUCCUGUGCUCUGCUUCACUGUGAUAUUCUCUGGAUCAACACCCACUCACACGAGGGGGCCUGAGGAUUUGUCAUUGUGCAUUAAUCCACUGUGGAGAGCUGAAGGCUCGACGCUUCGAACGAGUCAACACCACUAUCAUACACUCAUACAUAAUAACCAGCAUUACCGUACAAGCAGCACAAACAUAUAUCAUUAUCUCUCCAACACCCAUCUGUUUUUUUUUUAUUUAAACACACAUUCCUGCGUGCUUGCGCUUACGGAUACUCUCACACACCCUCUCGAUCUCGUACACACCACGCAUGUCAUCCAACUAGUGGCGUUAACCUAGGAGUUUUGUUGCCAGGGAAACCAAGCUGCAGUUACUGCAUGUGCAGUCACAGUUAAGAUUUUUUUUUUUUCUAAAUGUCACAUGGCAGGACUACAGCAUGUUUACACUUUAAACAGAACAGUGUUUGCUUCCUUGCAAUAUGAGCAGAUGGAGACCAACUGUAAACUGCCAUUUUAGAUUCUGUUCCUUGUUAUGCUUACCAUUUACGUAUGUAAAGUACAUAAAUUGUGAUUAAGGAAAGCAGAUGGCUAAGACCGACUGCCCCAGGGGAAGCUAUUAUUCUAGGGCUAGCUAGGUUAUAUCAUGUGAAAAGCUAAAUACUGAGAGGUCAGAGAUUUGAAGCAUCUGUUGCUAUAGAUAUUGUGAAGUGCCAUGGAUACACUCCGCAGAAGACAUAGAGAGUGCACGAAUGCAUCACAAGCCUCAGAUUUGCCCCUCUGAACAUUGAGACCGCAGAGGGGUACUGAAUUUCAGGGGAGGCCGUGCUCACGCCCAGUUUCUCUGCCUCUUCAUUGCUAUUGUAGAUAGUGUAAUCAAUAUGAUUUGUUACAUCCUCGAUGAGAAGUCAAUAAGGAGACUGUCCCUCUGUCAAGUUCAUAAAACCUCCAUCUGUAGGAGAAUAAAUUGCUGUCAUAAAAAGCCUCGUAUGGUGUGGAGAGGUACUUCUCUGAAAUGAGCUGGAAUGGCAUUCAGAAUUUAAACGGAGGACUAUUCAAAAUACAAUGAGUAUGUGCUGGUAUAUUCAAAUAAAACUGGGUCCUGCGCCUAUGUCAAUAUUUCCUGGUUAGUACGAGGCAAGUAAAAGCAUAACACAUCUUUUGCAUUUAUGUACACAAAAGGGAAUGGUAUGAGAUAAGAGAGAAUAAUGUGAAGGAGCGAAAGAAGAAACAGAGUAAAGAGAGAAGGAGGAGAGGAAGAGAUGGAAUGCUGAGCACCAUCCAAUCUCAUUGACUUGUUGUCCCUCUGCUGAAGCAAACCAGCCAUGCAAUACAAUCUGCCGACAGGAAUGUUUCAUUUAGAGCCAUGCACAGUACCAUUUCUCUGAAAGAUUUAUUCAGGUGUGAUAAUUGUACAAUCAGGUAUUCUAUUUUUACCUGCACAGAGGUAAACACACACACUCUCACACACACAGACACAGACACACACACACACACACACACACACACACACACACACACACACACACACACACACACACACGCUGACACUCACACACACACACACACACACACACACACACACACACACACACAGGGGGAAGCAUUAUUCCCAUUUUAGUCAAGUGGCUUCCCUUUUUUCUAAACCUAGAGGUGCUGAGAAAAAAAUAUAUCACUCUUGAACAUACAAAAAGACUUGAAUUAGUGGUAAUUCUUAGAGUUAAAGUCCAAUUAGCGUCACUGGUGAUUAAUUUGGUUCAUUGUGUUAUGAUGUGCUCGUAAACACAUGCUUUCACUGUGCCUAAUCUCCAAAACAUACUGUAAAUUUACAUGUUGACAAAACAAAAGGGAACAUUAUUGAUUCCCUCAGAGAGUGUCCUAAGAGUUUAAAAGAGCAAUACAUUGUCUUCUGUCUGCAAACACAACAAUACUAUAAUUCACUAUGACUUGUAACAAGUGGCAAUAUUCCUGUGCAUUGUGAAUCCUACAUCUUUCUGUAUGUAUGUAUGUUUUAAAAAAUAUGUACUGGAAAUAAAAAAUACU
Messenger RNA from Sardina pilchardus (European sardine), 3311 nucleotides. RefSeq names its product TLD domain-containing protein 2-like. The transcript has 6 exons. Gene Ontology annotation, biological process: response to oxidative stress. Bases 78 to 821 code for a protein of 247 amino acids. The record is from RefSeq and is a predicted model, not a curated record. Lineage: Eukaryota; Metazoa; Chordata; Actinopteri; Clupeiformes; Clupeidae. Gene Ontology annotation, cellular component: nucleus.